Molecule: messenger RNA, 753 nt
Organism: Lizanozyma spartinae
Lineage: Eukaryota; Fungi; Ascomycota; Pichiomycetes; Serinales; Debaryomycetaceae
Gene: PRE6
Product: proteasome core particle subunit alpha 4
Exons: 2
Coding region: 1-753 (250 amino acids)
Biological process (GO): ubiquitin-dependent protein catabolic process
Cellular component (GO): proteasome core complex; nucleus; proteasome core complex, alpha-subunit complex
Source: RefSeq, a predicted model, not a curated record
AUGAGUGGGUACGAUAGUGCAUUGUCGAUCUUCUCUCCUGAUGGACAUGUUUUCCAAGUUGAAUAUGCUUCUGAAGCCGUCAGAAGAGGUACCUGUGCCGUUGGAGUUAAAGGAUCAUCCUGUGUUGUUUUAGGUUGCGAAAAGAGAACCACGCUUAAAUUACAAGAUCCUCGGAUCACACCUUCCAAAAUUUGUAAGAUAGAUCAACAUAUUUUACUUGCAUUUGCUGGAUUAAAUGCUGAUGCUCGUAUUUUGGUUGAUAAGGCACGUGUGGAAGCUCAAUCUUAUCGGUUAACAUUAGAAGAUUCGGUUACUGUUGAAUAUUUAACUAAGUAUGUUGCUGGAGUUCAACAACGGUAUACUCAAAGUGGAGGUGUUAGACCCUUUGGGAUUGCCACUAUAAUUGCCGGGUUUGAUGCCAAUGAUAAUGUACCCAAAUUGUAUCAAACCGAACCUUCUGGAGUUUAUAAUGCUUGGAAGGCCCAUGCUAUUGGGAAAUCCAGUAAGACCGUUAGAGAGUUUUUGGAGAAACAUUAUGAAGAAGAUAUGGAUGAUGCCACUACUAUUAGAUUGACAAUUAUGUCGCUUUUAGAAGUGGUUCAGACUGGAGGGAAGAACAUUGAGGUUUCUGUAUUAAGAUCAGGUAAUCGUAUUCAACAAUUAACUAGUGAGGAAAUUAAAGAGUACGUCGAUGCUAUAGAGGCAGAAAAGGCAUUGGAAAGUGAAAAGAAGAAACCAAAGAAUAAAGAGUAG